Messenger RNA from Effrenium voratum, 1474 nucleotides. The record is from the annotation of a GenBank genome assembly. NCBI's taxonomy places the organism in Eukaryota, Dinophyceae, Suessiales, Symbiodiniaceae.
GAUUGUCAUGCGAGCAUGGCUCGGAGCCGUGCUGCUGAGCGCGGCGAGCGCUGCCGCGCCGCGGCUGCUGCUGUCCCGGCCUAGGAAAAGGGCAGGCGCGAGGUACUAUCCCUAUCAGCAGCUACUGGACUGCGAGGGCUCCAACUUCAGCCGGGGCUGGCGGGACUUCCGGCGCCAGGUGGCCGCGAAUGCUGCGCAAGGCUUCCCGGAGAAUGAUGAGCUUCUUGAGAGAGCCCGGCGCAUCCACGCGGAGUGGGCCGAGGUGGCCUCGGCCCGCAGCAUGACGCAAGUGCGGGUUCUGGUGAGACAGGCUGAGGUGGCAGACCUGCGUGAUUUUUGUCUCUUCGGCUUUGCAUCUGCCCUGUUCAUCAUGUUCCGGCAUGAGAAAACCUUCCAGCUACUGGAGGACUUGCACAACGUCAUGGGCUGGUCUGAGUGGCCAGUGGACUUUUCCGAGUCAUCGGGAUGGCCGGCCUACUGGCGCAUGGCUCCGCUGCACCUGGAGCAAGCCAAAGCCCGCGGUGACAUCAGCUUCAGCGCGGAGAACGCUUGGGGAAUGGAAGAAGAGAUGCUGCCGGCUGCAACCCCGUCAGAGGUUGAGGCUGCGUUGGUCCAGUGGCUGUCUGCCGUGGGCGCGCCCGUGCCUGCUCGGCCUGACGCCCUCAGCGUGCCAGCGCCCUUUGUGGGAGAGCUGCCGCUACGGAGGCAGCUGUCCUUACUGGUGGCAGGUCACCACAUGGGGUCAUCCCUGGAGCCGUACACCAUGCUGCGCCAGGCAAUGUCCGGCGCUGACAUGAGUGUGGAGGUUCAAUUUCAUGGACAGCGCCACCCAUCCGCAACCAUGGCCUGCAAGGAGUUUGGGUACUGCCAUGAGAACCAGCAGCUAACGGAUUGGAUGAAGCGCUGGGAAUGGAAGCAUUCCUGGGAAGAUGACUAUGACUGGAUGCACGAGCAGUGGCCCGAAGCCUUGGAGGGACUGGCGGGGAUUCUCAAGUCCGACCCCUUCCUGUCGAGCGUGGAGCUGGUGGUGUGUGGAGGUCCAGCCUGGUUUUGCUGCAUGAUCCGCGCUGUGAAGGCAGUUCCCAUGCUGCUCUACUUUGCGUGGCCGCUGGUGCCGCUCAUUCCCCCGGGUCUCAGGCCGCAGUUCCUCCUGCAGAUCCAGACUUUGGGUCAGGCGGCAUCGCCGCCCGCCGUGCUGGUUGUUGCCAACUGGAUCCUGGCAGCUCAGUUCGCCCUGCAGGUCCGGUUGCCCACGCCUGUGCAGCGGGUGCAUGGCCUGUACACGGGCCAUACGCACUCCCCUGUGCCGGCUCCGAAUGGCCACCACAGGAUCAUGUUCUCCCGUUUGGGCGUGUGGUCAGGACAAGCAGGGCCGGCUCUGCUUGAACUUCUGUGGUCGAUGUUCGGCGAGGAGCAGAAGAAGGGCAGCUUUCCUUUCGAGCCGGUCUUCCUCAGCAUCCGCGUGAGGCUGUGA